This is a messenger RNA of Anolis sagrei ordinatus, 2153 nucleotides long. Its product is annotated as C-C chemokine receptor type 5-like. The record is from RefSeq and is a predicted model, not a curated record. Gene Ontology annotation, cellular component: membrane; external side of plasma membrane. NCBI's taxonomy places the organism in Eukaryota, Metazoa, Chordata, Lepidosauria, Squamata, Anolidae. Gene Ontology annotation, biological process: G protein-coupled receptor signaling pathway; positive regulation of cytosolic calcium ion concentration; inflammatory response. Gene Ontology annotation, molecular function: C-C chemokine receptor activity; C-C chemokine binding.
AGAAGAUGAAUACUCCUGGAAUGGCAGAUGGGGUCACCACGGAUUAUGACUAUGAAAACCUAUCAGCACCAAUCUAUAAUCCUCAUGUCAACAUAUUUUCUUCCUAUUUUAUGCCACCACUUUACUCUUUGGUGUUCAUAUUUGGCCUCCUGGGAAAUGCACUGGUUGUGCUGAUUCUCAUCAAAUACAAGAAACUAAAAAACAUGAGCGAUAUCUACUUGCUGAAUCUGGCUAUCUCUGACUUGAUUUUCAUUAUUUCACUCCCAUUUUGGAUUUAUUAUGCAACAAAUGAGUGGGUAUUUGGUAAUGCAAUGUGCAAAAUCCUCUCUGGAGUUUUCAGUGCCGGCUUCUACAGUGGAAGUUUCUUCAUCACCCUUUUGACAGUUGAUCGGUACCUGGCAAUUGUUCAUGCCGUAUUUGCAUUGAGAGCCAGAACAGUUUUCUAUGGGACCUUCUCAAGUGCUAUCACUUGGGUGGUAGCAACAUUAGCUUCUGUGCCUGCAUUGAUAUUUUCCCAUGUUCAAAAGGAAGUAGAGAGUUGUAAAUGCAACGUUUUCUAUCCCCCUGGAAAAGAAGAAGAAUGGAAGCAAGUUAUCAAUUUAAUGAUGUUCAUCUUGGGCUUAGCCAUUCCAUUUGCCAUAAUGAUAUUCUGCUACAGUCAGAUUAUAUGGGUUUUGAUGAAGGGUCACAAUGAAAGAAAGCGGAAGGCUGUCAGGCUAAUCUUUGCCAUAAUGAUUGUUUACUUCAUCUUUUGGAUGCCAUAUACCAUCACCAGUUUAAUACAUACCUAUCAAAGUGCAUUUUUCUCAUGUGGCUUGGGUGUUGAUUGUGAUGGCAACUUCAGACUAGCCCUUGAAGUGACAGAAGUCAUUGCUAUGAUUCAUUGUUGCCUCAACCCUCUGAUUUAUGCCUUUGUGGGAGAAAACUUUAGGAAAUAUAUCUCGGUCUUCUUCCGAAAGCAUGUUGCAGUUUAUUUAUGCUGGCUCUGUCCAAGUCAACCCAAAUUAGAACAGUCUUCUUCCUCCUCCAGAAGCACAACAGAACACAACAUUCUUUUUAGUUUGUAAAGUGCUGUUCAACUCUGUCUAUUUUUGAGCCUUCUCUUGCUGUAUGGUGUAACUAAGAUCAGCAGACUUCUCAGAAGAAGUAGGGGACAAUGUGUUGUGCUUGGUGAACAUAUAGACUUUGGGAAGAAAGGCCCUUUAAUGGUAUUUCCUACCUGUAAAGGGAAUUACUCACAUAAAAAUGUGUGGUUGCUGAUUUUACUCUCCAGGAUACUUGUCACGUUGCCAGGGCUCUGCCUUAUUAAGGUAGAGAUGAACCAAACAAAAACCCAGUUUGUAUAAACAGUUUAAUUAAAACAGCACUUACUGUCUGGCUGUUUCAAUAUUCCAAAAUAUAAAACAAAGAUAGCACUCAGCCCCAGAAUAUACAAAAACCGAUAGCAAAACACUGUUGCAGGUUCAAGAUAAUUCCAUAGUCAAAAGGUCCAAUCCAGUGGUCAAACACGGAGAAUUCAAUAAACAAAGUCCAGGGAUCAAGUGUCUACCAUAGUCAAAAGCCAGUCGAAAGAUUUAAGGUUCCAGGAUUCUAAGAAUUCAGGAGACAGGUCAGGAUACUAAAAAUCCAGAGACCUGGAGGAAAAUCAGCAGCAUCCACCACCAAAAUAUAACAAAUACUUUUCCCCCAUAGAUAACUUGAUAGAUAACUUGAUAGAUAACUUGAUAGAUCAGUCCCAAGGCUAGCUCCUUAUAUCCAGAAGCACCCAGCUGCAAUCUAUCUCUUGCAUACCUCCACCCUUAAUUGCUGUCACCCAUGAACUUUUACUUACAGAUUACUCAACCCAUUAGAACUAAUACCUACUUUAACCCUUCUGUGCUGGUACGGCUGUACCAAAAGCUCCAACUUCCUUUUCUUUCUUUGAGUGUUUGCAUGUAUUCCAAAGUUCCAUGCAUUUUGCAAUAAGGUGGCUUCCCUUGGUUUGCAAUUAUAGGGCCUAUGACCUAUCAAUCAUUGUUAAGUUUUGGUUCCACCCCUUUCCCUAGGGCUCUGGGAGGAGAGGGAGCCAUUUUAGGUCAGUCUUGCAUUGGAAAGCUUAGCUACAGGAUGUGGAUUAACUCCACCUGUAGAAAAGCUUCGUUUCUCACAGCAUC